GCUGCGUUAGGCGUCACCCAUUGCGCCUCCAUCACCAUCUCUUGAUUCCUGCAGCCCGCCAGCCAAACACCAAGCCUGCAAGAUGCUGAUGACAGAUGUACUUGCCGCUGAAGACAUCAAAAAUGCUCUCAAAGCUUUCCACGAUCCCGGAAGCUUCAACCACAAGAAGUUCUUCGAGAUGGUCGGUUUGAAGAAGAAGACUGAAAAGGAGAUGGAACAAGUCUUCCAUAUUCUCGACCAAGAUCGGAGUGGCUUCAUUGAAGAGGAAGAGCUCAAAUCUUUACUAAAGAGCUUUGCAGCGGAGGGCCGGGACCUAUCUCCCAGUGAAACCAAAUUAAUACUCGAUGCUGGAGACGAGGAUCACGAUGGCAAGAUCGGGAAAUCAGAGUUUACCAAACUAGUGCAGCAAUCGUGAAGGACCUGACCCAGCCCAACCGUUCUCCCCCCGCCAGCACCUGAUCAGGAAGGGCGGGCCCCACCGGGGAACACUGCAGUCAAUGCCAUGCCCGUCACAAGCUCCUUCUAUUUAUUUGUACAUUUUAUACUCCUGUUUGUGCCACAAGAUGCUGUCAAACAAAUAAAUGUCAAAGGACAAAA
Molecule: messenger RNA, 597 nt
Organism: Leucoraja erinaceus (little skate)
Lineage: Eukaryota; Metazoa; Chordata; Chondrichthyes; Rajiformes; Rajidae
Product: parvalbumin, muscle-like
Exons: 5
Coding region: 83-415 (110 amino acids)
Cellular component (GO): cytoplasm; nucleus
Molecular function (GO): calcium ion binding
Source: RefSeq, a predicted model, not a curated record